UAAAUAAAGAAAUAAAUAUCUUAGGGUAUCAUCGGAAAUUAAUGAACCUAGUCCAUAAAUUGCUCUCACAUCUCAAAUCAAUCUAGCACUCAAUCAGUACACACAGUCAUUAUCGUAAAGGUCUCACAAACACUAAAACAUGGCGUCAAAGAUUCUGGUGAUCGGAGGGACUGGUCACAUCGGACAACUCAUUGUAGAAGCAAGCGUGAAAGCCCGGCACUCCACGUUGGCUCUUGUUAGAGAAGCAACUCUCUCCGAUCCCGUCAAGGGCAAAAUCGUCCAGAAAUUUAAAGAUCUCGGCGUCAAAAUACUUCACGGGGAGUUGAACGAUCACGAGAGCUUAGUGAAGGCCGUUAAACAGGCCGAUGUGGUUAUAUCAACCGUUGGGAGCAUGCAAAUCUUGGAUCAAACCAAGAUUGUUUCAGCCAUUAAAGAAGCCGGUAACGUCAAGAGAUUCUUGCCGUCUGAGUUUGGGAUGGACGUGGACAGGUCUAAUGCGGUUGAGCCAGCGAAGUCGCCUUUUGCAAGGAAACUACAGACCAGGAGAGCCGUUGAAGCGGAAGGAAUACCAUACACUUACAUUGUCACCAAUUACCUUUCCGGUUACUACUUGCCCACAUUGGUUCAGUUCGAGUUUAGUCUCACUUCUCCUCCUAGAGACAAAGUCAAAAUAUUUGGUGAUGGAAAUGCCAAAGCUGUGUUCAACAAGGAGGAAGAUAUUGCUGCUUAUACGAUCAAAACCGUGGAUGAUCCGAGGACUCUGAAUAAAACCCUCUACAUUAAUCCACCUAACAACACUUUAUCCAUGAAUGAAUUAGUCACCUUGUGGGAGAAAAAGAUCGGCAAGUCUCUUGAGAAGACUUACUUGUCAGAGGAACAAAUCUUUAAAAGCAUCCAAGAGUCUCCGGACCCCUUCAAUGUUCUUAUGUCUAUAAACCACGCUGUGUUUGUGAAGGGAGAUCAGACCAAUUUCACUAUAGAGCCUUCGUUCGGUUUUGAAGCUUCUGAGCUUUACCCUGAUGUCAAGUACACAAGUGUUGAUGAGUAUCUCAGUUAUUUUGUUUGAGGUACUUCAUAACUUACCACCAUGACGCUAGUUUUAUGUUUGUAUCAAUAAAAAUGAUUCUUGUGAUGUGUUGUCACAGUGCUUUACCACAAUAAUAUUAUUUCACAAAUUCAAAUAUCUUUGUAUGCA
Messenger RNA from Camelina sativa (false flax), 1195 nucleotides. Its product is annotated as isoflavone reductase homolog P3-like. NCBI's taxonomy places the organism in Eukaryota, Viridiplantae, Streptophyta, Magnoliopsida, Brassicales, Brassicaceae. Gene Ontology annotation, molecular function: oxidoreductase activity. The record is from RefSeq and is a predicted model, not a curated record.